Molecule: messenger RNA, 2022 nt
Organism: Macrobrachium nipponense
Lineage: Eukaryota; Metazoa; Arthropoda; Malacostraca; Decapoda; Palaemonidae
Exons: 2
Coding region: 413-1183 (256 amino acids)
Source: RefSeq, a predicted model, not a curated record
AAGAAGUUCCUUUUGAUUUCGUUUGGAGUUUUAGAAACCAAGAAAUAGCUUUGUUUACUUUUGAUUUCGCCAUGUUCGUUCAUAUUCCACAGGAAUCUACAUGCACGAAACCCAAUCUCCAGCUACUUUUGUCCACAGACGACACAAAAGCGUUGUAUAGCGGAUGUAAAAACCUUUUAUAUCCGAGAUGUCGGGUCUUGUGUUCAGUUGUAGUAGUGGAACCCGUCAGUACUGACGCAGUCGGACUCAGCUCCCCAGAAAGUGCCAAACCCUCUCGAAAACCGGACAAUUUUGAGCGUCAGUUUUGAAAAGGCCUGACUAUUUGCCUCUGGAGGUAUCUCAUAUCGUUCUCCUGCGUUCCAUAUAGAUCAUCGUGUCCCUUCCUGUCAUCCACCCAGUUGCUGCGUGUGCGAUGACAGGGGAAUAUCUGUUGCGUCUAUUUUUCCUCCCUGGUUUGCUCUCUCUUGGAGUCCACAGCGAGGGAGACGGUUCCACGAAUCCGAGCCUAAAAGUCGACGAAGGAUGCUCUGCUAAGGUAACGGUCAUCAGCGGUAAGACGCUCGUCAUGAGGUACUCUGAAGAGGAAAGAGAGGAAAUCUCCAAGAAUGUGGAACAAGUUAGACUUUAUUGCAAACCAGAUGACGGCUUUGAAGGUAUACAGGUAGAAGUUCAUGGGAGAGUUUUUUUUAAGGUUACAGUGAAUUUCACAGCUGAAGAGCUUGGUAUAUCCCCUGUUUCUCGAUGGUAUGACGUCACUGUUACAUUUUCUUAUAGACGAUUUUUGCCAGUAUGGAAUUGGUAUAUCAACGUCUCUGUCAAAGAUGGAGGAGAAGUGGAAAAACGUGUCAAGGAGGCUGCAACGAGUUUAUUAAGACUGACCACCAUGUUUAUAUACUCUCUCGGACCGUCAGAAUGGAGGUUUUCCCAACCGGACGAGCGCUGCUACAACCAAAGUGGCCAAAAUACCACUUCUACGGAUGAAAGCGAUAAUCAGACCCAGUCUCCAUUGAUUCUCUUCAUUGUUCUUGGGGUUGCCUUGGCUAUAAUCAUUUCGAUAACGAUCGCAGUUGCGUGCAAGAGCAAGCUCACGCGAGCUGCGGUUCCCCCUCAAACGGACCCCGGGGCAGCGAGUUCGAGAACCGUCAGUACCGAGAAUCCCAUCUAUGGGUACGUACGUUACUGAUUCGACCCUUAGGACUGAAAACAUCGGUUGUGGAUGGUCGAGACGGUAUUUGCACCCUGCUUUCAUUCGUCAAGGCUGGCCCUAUGAAACGGUGUUUGCACCCUGAUUUCAUCCGUUAAGUCUGCAAACAUCUUCACUGUGGCCCUAUGAAACUUAGGGUUCAUAAGACGAUCUUUUGAUAUUACAUUAUAUUAUAACUCUGGGGUUCAUAAGAUGAUUUUCUGAUAUUAUGUUAUAUUCUGAUUUUGAGGCUCAUAAGAUGACCUGAUAUUAUGUUAUAUUCUGACGUGGGGUUCAUAAGAUGAUUUUCUCAUAUCAUGUUAUAAUCUACUUUGGGAAUUGAUAAGAUGGUCUCCUGGUAUCAUGUUAUAUUCUAAUUUUGUGGCUCAUAAGAUGACCUUUUGAAAAUAUGUUAUAUUCUAAUUUGAGAUUCAUAAGAUGACCUUCUGAUAUUGGUUAUCACAGUUUCUAUUUUGAUAUUUUUAGCUGAGCCAAUAUGUUUGAACGGUUAGUAAAUAUUUUCCUUCAUCCAAAUAUUAUUUUACUCACAGGCCCGCAAAUCCUUUACCCUCAAUCAUACUAUUAUCAUGGAACAAAUUAUUUUUGAGAUUCACUGAAGACUCUACAGAACGGUGAUGAAUGUAAAGGUAGGAAUAUAAUAUCAUCAACAUUGGAAAUGUAAGAGAUUCAGACGUGCAUGUAGAAAUAUUUUCUUUCUACCUCUGGAUAUGACAAAACCGUGCUGUUCUUCUCUCUCUCUCUCUCUCUCUCUCUCUCUCUCUCUCGAUGUCUCCUCGGAUGGACUAAUAAGUCUUGGAGACAUCCUAAUCUUUGUAACU